This is a messenger RNA of Trifolium pratense (red clover), 1780 nucleotides long. RefSeq lists its product as uncharacterized. Bases 70 to 1551 code for a protein of 493 amino acids. The transcript has 10 exons. Lineage: Eukaryota; Viridiplantae; Streptophyta; Magnoliopsida; Fabales; Fabaceae. The record is from RefSeq and is a predicted model, not a curated record.
GCUCUUAACCUCAGAAGUCUGGACCGAUACUUUGCUUUCCAGAUUGUCGGUUGUUUGCUAUUUGGCGCAAUGGUUGAUGCUUAUAGCAAUUUAAGUGAUGUUCGUGUUGGAAAUUUUCCAUGGUGUUUGAAGGUUCGUGUGAUUCGUCUUUGGGUGGUCAAAUCCAAUUUAAUUUCUGGGCAAGAAAAUUCAAUUGAGCUUGUGCUUCUUGAUGAAAAGGGAUGCAAGAUACAUGCUACUGUCCGGAGACACUUGAUUCCUUUGUUUAAAGCUGUUAUUAUUGAAGGUGAAGUUUAUACUUUAUCUGCGUUUUCUGUUGUUGAUGCUUAUGGAUUAUGCAGGCCAACUAGGCAUCCUUGUCGGUUGUUUUUUCAUUCUACUACUAUUUUGGAGAAAAUGGUGUGUCGAGCAAUCAAAAUGAAUGGAUUGUCGUUGGUGGACAUUGGCCAAAUUAAUUCUCAUUCAUGUGAUAGUAAUUAUUUAGUUGAUUUUAUGGGGGUAAUGACUGGUAUAUCUUCCCAGAAUGAGUUUCUUAAAGAUGGUCAACGUGUCAAAAUGAUUGUUGUUGAGAUAUCUGAUCACAGAGGUUUCUGUCAUGUUGUUCUGUUUGGCGAAAUUGUUGAUUACUUGGUUCAGAUGAUGACCACUCUCGACGGAGGUCUACCGGUGGUUGUUAUUCAAUUUGCCAAGAUCAGAUUUUUUCGUGGUCGUGUUCUUUUACAGAAUAUUCAAAAUCUAACUAGGAUGUUGUUUAAUCCUCCAGUUGAUGAAUCUGUACUUUUAGGAAGAAGGUUAUCUAAAAUGCGAGGUGGACCUGCAAUGACUGUUCCGUUAAUUGGUCCUCCCGUUAAACCUUCGGUCGUGGUUGAUUUUCUUCGUCUAUAUCCAAAGAAAACUAUUGCUGAGUUGAAAUCUACAUCUGCUGAUGGGCCAUUUAUUGUAUCUGGUGUUGUGGAUGGUUUGGUAAUUGGAGAAGAUUGGUGGUACCCUUCGUGUCGUUGUUCAAAACGUUUAAUAAUUAAUGCUGGAUAUUAUUACUGUAGAGGUUGUUCAAAGCAUGUGUUUGAAUUUGUCCCUAGGUUUCGCGUCAAAAUACAUGUUACCGAUGGCAUUGAUGAUGCCAUGUUUGUUCUUUCUGAUGAUGAUGUCCGUUACCUGACCCGUACCAAGUGUAGCAUUCAGCUUUCAUCAUCCAAGCAGGUUUUGGAAGGAAUUAAUCCACCUAGUGCUUUGAUGAAAAUUGAAGGUUUAAAAUUGUUGUUUAAGAUUGUCAUGGUGUCUUCUUUGAAUCCUAUAUACAAAGGUGCUUUCAAAGUUUCUAGGGUUUGUCUUGAUCCAGAUAUUUUCAAUGCUUUUUCUCUUAAGGGAACACGCCAUACUCCUGCAAAGGUUUAUAGGCCAGUAAUGAGCGAGGUUGUCUAUCCCUCGGGUUUGAUUGAAGAGAUCAAUCAACAUGGGGAAUAUUUAUCAAACAAAAGAUUGUCUGGUUCAUUUGAUAAUACACUUGGGGAGGAAAUUGCAGAUCAUCACAAGCGAUCUAGAGAUUGUUGAGGAAAUUGCAGAUCAUCACAAGCGAUCUAGAGAUUGUUAAAUGUUGUUUGUAACUUUAUUUUUAUUUGAUGUAAUUUUAAUGAUGCUGAGAUGUAGGGUCUAAUGUGUUAAGUACUAAAUAAUUAUGAUUUUGUAAUGUGUCUGACAGAUGACGUUGUUGUUUGCUAUUAUAAAUCAUGUGUUAUAAUUGGUAUUUGUUGCCAGAUUUGUGUAAAUUUAUAUAUAUAUA